Coccidioides posadasii C735 delta SOWgp is the source of this 705-nucleotide messenger RNA. It is a transcript of the gene FMN1, whose product is annotated as riboflavin kinase. Gene Ontology annotation, molecular function: riboflavin kinase activity. Gene Ontology annotation, cellular component: mitochondrion. Lineage: Eukaryota; Fungi; Ascomycota; Eurotiomycetes; Onygenales; Onygenaceae. The record is from RefSeq and is a predicted model, not a curated record. Gene Ontology annotation, biological process: riboflavin biosynthetic process; FMN biosynthetic process.
AUGCGACCUGAUACCCCGCGGGAUCCGCUUGCUGGGCCAGACAGCGGCCCCGAGUCCCCAUAUCCCAUCCGGCUCUCUGGACCCGUCAUAAAAGGCUUUGGAAGGGGAAGUAAGGAGCUCGGCAUCCCGACGGCCAAUAUCCCAGCAGACGGACUUUCCGAACACCCCGGUCUCGAAUCAGGAGUAUACUACGGCGUUGCGGCUUUGGAUCCCUCCAGAUUCCAACCAACCGACGCCGAGAUCCAAAAAGACCGACCCAGCAAUGAAACCACAAUCCUUCCGUGCGUGCUAAGUAUCGGAUACAACCCCUUUUACAAGAACACCGUUCGCUCCGUGGAAAUCCACAUCUUACCACAUCUCUCCCUUCAAUCAUCCCCUUCCGCCUCGCCUCUCUCGUCCACUCCUACUCCAGACCCCACCUCCUCUCCAGGUGACAACAGCGCCAGCAAACCUCCGCACACACGCCAUCACUUCCACCACUUCCCUGAUUUCUACGGCACGCCUCUUAACCUGCUCAUUCUGGGAUAUAUCCGGCCCGAGUACGACUAUGUCAGUCUAGAGGCGUUGGUGGAAGAUAUCCGGGUCGACUGCGAGGUCGCGAAGAGAAGUCUGGCGAGGAGGAAGUAUAUUUGUUUUAUACAGGAAGGCGGAGACGUGGAUGAUGAAGGGACCAAGGAAGCGAGGAAGUGGCUGAGGACGUUUUGA